This is a messenger RNA of Coprinopsis cinerea okayama7#130, 561 nucleotides long. RefSeq lists its product as hypothetical. The transcript has 6 exons. Lineage: Eukaryota; Fungi; Basidiomycota; Agaricomycetes; Agaricales; Psathyrellaceae. The record is from RefSeq and is a predicted model, not a curated record. The coding region runs from base 1 to 561 and encodes 186 amino acids.
AUGGAGGGGAGGAAUCGGCUUCUGUCGCGGCUCUGCGCGCAGUUCAAGUUCGAGUUGAAAAAUUUCGAGCCAACCGUUUCCGUACUCUGUAACUCGCCCCUUGGACUCAAUCGACCAUUGGGGAUCUACCUGGCGGCUCAGUUUAUUAUAUCAUACUCACUUACUUUCUUCCUCGAAGCUUGGUACUUCAGGUCAAUCGUAUUUCUCGCAUUGAUUGUAUAUCGUAUCCAUACUUCCGAGUACAGAAAUCUCAAAAGUGCGCUGCUAGCGACACUGAGAAAUAAUGGAAUAAGCUACGUGCUCUUGAUGAUCACCUCCAAGGCGCUUCGUGUCCAGUCCUCGCAACACGAUUCAUCCGAGAAAAGGCUCAAGCAGAACUCGAUUCCUGCCACACCUUCGCAACGCUCCCCACUUUUGAGUCCUCGCUACGCUUCAGCGAUGGCCAGUCGAGGGCACCGAAAUAUCAGACACGGACGGUAUAACAGAGCUUUGGCCACCAUUCAUCAAAAGGCGGGUGUGCCAUCACCCUCCCCCUCCGAAAUCGCCAAAGCAAUACCCUAG